Molecule: messenger RNA, 2401 nt
Organism: Hymenoscyphus albidus
Lineage: Eukaryota; Fungi; Ascomycota; Leotiomycetes; Helotiales; Helotiaceae
Source: the annotation of a GenBank genome assembly
CUGAGGACAAUCUGGACAAAAGGUGAAGUGGGCUAUCAGCAAUCUCGCUUUGACCCACCUAUUUCUACAGUCUACCAGCAUCCUGAAAUUUCCGUGCCACAGUACUCGAUUCCUACACGAUAACGAAUCCUAAAUUUUAAAAGUUAAAUUAAUUAAAUUCCUCUACUUAAUAGUAACUUUUCACACACACAGCUUUCUUCUUUACAAAAGUCUCUCAUUCAUACUUGACAACACAAAGUCCAUUACGUUCGUUACAAGUCAAGAUGGUCAACGCACUCCAAAUCCUCUUCCCCCUCUACCUCUAUCCUACCCCUGGUGCGUGGGAUCCACUUUACAGCAGCAUCACUGCACAUCCCAACGUCGAGUUCAAUGUUAUCAUCAACCCAAAUUCCGGACCGGGAACCUCACUCGAUGCUAGCUACACUGAGUCUAUUGCCAAACUCAACAGCUACAACAAUACCAAGCUCUUCGGAUAUGUCCGUACCGAUUACACGAAUCAGCCUUAUGCCCAGGUCACUGCUGACGUUUCUACUUAUGCAAACUGGCCAAAAACUACCCCUGCCGAUGUUCACAGUGAGUGCCCCGCCGCUGGAAGUAAAUUCUUUUCAGAGAAAUCCAGAGAGGUUCUUGAACCAAGCCCUUAAAGCGAUAUACUGACCCCUAAAUCUCAGUGGAUGGCAUCUUCUUCGACGAGGCAGUUCAAUUCAUCAACCAAGCCAGCGGUGACUAUAUGAGAGGCAUUACCAACUUUGCCAAAAGUGCUUUCAACAACAAUGCCGCGGUCAUUUUCAACCCUGGUACCAACACUUCUCCUGAAUUCUACGACAUUGCAGACAUCAUUGUUCCUGUCGAGGCUGCCUAUAGCUCAUAUUCUGCUCAAACCACUGCUGGAAUCCCGGCGGCAGAGAGAAGCAAGGCUGCGGUUCUAUUGCAUCAUUUUACGGGCUCAUUGACCGAUCAGAAAAAUGUGGUGAAUGCGAUGGCUAACUCUGGGGUGGGUUAUCUCUUUCUGACGGAUCAGGAGUACAAUUCUUUCUCUUCUAUCUACAGUCAGUUUGCUGCUGAUGUUGCGAGUACUCCUCGUUGAAAAGUGUUUGAGGUGCAGGAGACCUAUUUCAAUGUACAUUACAAUCUUGAGAGUUACUUGGUGAUUGGGCGUCGAUAUUUUGGGGACUGUUGCACAGCUUCAAAUGCAAUUUCACUUCGAAAUUUCGAAUGAAAAGAAUAUGACUCGACGGAACUUUCGCGGUGAUUUGGAACUGUGUCAUUUCUCUUUUAGGGGUGAUCUCUCGCCAAGACUUUCCCAUUCGGUUCAUUAUUAUAACAUAACAGCAAGGCUAUCAGAUCGUCUUUAGCUUGGUCGGCAUGAAGAAGUAAGUGCAAAAGUGCUAGCCACUGCUGCACUACGGACACACUCCCGACUGCAGUUUUACGGUUCAGAAGUGAGAUAACGAAAAGAAAGGUCAAAUAAGAAAUUGUAUUACUUGGGGGAAUAUGAAGAAGGAUGACCUGUCGAUUUUCGCAAACUCGCUUAGCGAUGAGUCCUCGUACAGUAUGUACUGUGCCGCAGGGCGGCAUGUUGGUGAUGUUGGUGACUCAAUUCCCCACUAACUUCAGGGACAUCCCACUGUAAGCCUCUCUUCAACCUAAAUCCAUUUGAUGGUAAAGUGCCUCGACCUUUUCCCAAUACAUAAUACCUCAAACUCUCUUCUAUCACACGGAAGAGUCCCACAGACUCCCACUUCACCAACAAUGGCGACUCAAGAGCCCUCCAAGCUCACAACAACAUGCCACUGCAAGACUAUCCGUCUCACCUUCCCAACACCCUCCAAGCCUCUCAACAAAUGUCUCUGCUCAAUCUGUCACCGCUACGGCGCUUUAUGGGCAUACUAUCCCGUCGACGAAGUGAAGUUCGAAGUCGAUGGUAAAUCCGCUGAACCAAGAGACGCGACCGAUUUCUACACCUGGAGCGGUAAGAGACUUGAGUUCCAUCGGUGUAAGAAAUGUGGAAGUGUGAUGUAUUGGAUUGGAGCUCAGGGACAGUGUGAGAAGAUGGGAGUCAAUUGCCGGAUGCUUGAGAGGAGUGAUUUGGACGGCUUGGAAUUUAAAGAAACGCAAAAGUAAUGGUUAUCAUGAUUGUGAAGGUGUGGGGUUCGAGGAUUUUGAAAGGAUCAAGUGGCACAGGAUAUGGCAGGACAUUCUAAAAUUUGGUGGGGCUUGCGAAGAAGAGUUAAAUUAUGAGUGAAGGGGGUCAAAACGUUCAAUUCCGGUCUAAGGUUUCUCUUCUGGCGAGUGGGUAUUUCCUUGAGCAGGAUUACGAGCUCUGUUUGUAAUCAUGAGGUUCAUUAGGUUCGCAUGAUAUGAAAUUUAAUGAAUUCUCAUAAUAACUUUACCAGACCAG